AUGGCCGCCGUGCCGCUGCUGCUGGCCGGGCUGCUGCCCCUCGCCCUCUGUCCCGCGCCGGGCGGCGCCUCCCGCCCCAAGCCCCUGCUGCCCAUCCAGCCCGAGAAGGACCCGCUCCCCUCCAAGGGGGCGGCAGGCUGCUCGUUCGGAGGAAGGUUCUAUGCCCUGGAGGACACUUGGCACCCAGACCUGGGCGAGCCCUUUGGGGUGAUGCACUGUGUGGUCUGCUACUGCGAACCGCAGAGGAAUCGCCGAGGGAAACCAACAGGCAAAGUCAGCUGUAAGAAUAUUAAGCACGACUGUCCCGCCCUGCCCUGCAGUGAGUCUGUCCUGCUGCCGGGACACUGCUGCAAGACCUGCCCAAAGGCCUCUCCCAGCAUCCCAGAGAAGAGGCCAGAGCCCAUCUUUGACAGCUUCGAGUAUUUCCAGGAUAAGGAGGACGACUUGCAUAAGAGCUACAAUGACCGUUCCUACCUGAGUUCGGAGGACCUUGCCCGGGACGACAGCCGCACAGACUUUGUGGCCUUGCUGACCAGUGGCGCAGAGCCCUGGCUGCCACUGUCCAGCGCCGUGGCUAAAGCCAGGUUCACCCUCAUGCGUUCCUACCUGCUCUUCUCCAUCAACUACGAAAGGCUGGGCCGGCCGAGCCGCGUCCGCUUCACCGACCCCGACGGCAACAUCCUGUUUGAGCACCCCGUGCAGAAGAGCGUCUCCCUGCAGGACGGCAUGAUCUGCGGCAUGUGGCGGAACCUGCACAAACCCUCCAUCCGGCUGCUGAGGGCGGAGCAGCUCCUCAUCUCCCUGGUCACCAAGUCGCAGCCAGCCGGCGAGAUCCAAGGCCCAAUCAUCAAGCACCGGGCCCUCUUUGCAGAGACCUUCAGCGCCAUCCUGACCUCCGUGGACCCGACCCACAUGGGUACGGGGGGCAUCGCCAUGCUGACCCUGAGUGACACCGAGAACAACCUGCACUUCAUCCUCAUGGCCAAGGGGCUGCUGGAGCCGGCAGACAAAGAAUUCCCUUGGGUCUCACUUAGGGUCCGGAUCCUGCACCAGAACCGGGUGCUGCGUGAGGUCAGGGCCAACAUCACCCUGCAGGACCCGGACUUCGCGGAGGUGCUGAGCGACCUGUCGAGCCGCGAGAUGCUGUGGCUUGCGCAGGGGCAGCUAAAGAUCACGGCGGAGACGGAGGGCAGGCGCCGGCGCCAGAUCGCCGGCUACAUCACUGCCAGGAAGAGCUGUGACACCCUCCAGAGCGUGCUGUGUGGAGGAGACGCCCUGAUGCCAACCAAGACGGGGGCUGUGGGGUCUGCCAAGCUGGCGCUCCAUGAGAACGGGACGCUGGAGUACCAGGUCCAGGUAGCAGGGACGGCGAGUGAGGUCAUCAGCAUCACCCUGGAGACCAAGCCGCGGAGGAAAAACAAACGCAACAUCCUGUUCGACAUGACGCCCAGCUACAGGGAGGGGCUGGCCAGCGGGACCUGGCAGCACAUGAACGCCCGGGACACCCACAUGUUACUGCAGAGCGAGCUCUUCCUCAACGUGGCCACCAAGGACUUUGAGGAGGGGGAAGUGCGGGGACAGAUCAGCUCCCUGCUGUACAGCGGCCUCCUGGCACGAUAUACAGAGCUGCCCAUCCCCCUGGCUGGCCAGCAGGUGUCUCCCCCUGUGCGGACCGGCUCGGCAGGACACGCCUGGGUCUCCCUGGACGAGCACUGCCACCUGCACUACGAGAUCGUGGUGGGCGGACUCGGCAAGUCGGACGACGUCGCCGUUAGUGCCCACCUGCACGGCGUCGCCGAGCUGGGCGAGCGCGGCCACGAGCACGCCCGGCUCCUCAAGGGCUUCUACGGCACCGAGGCCCAGGGCGUGGUGAAGGACCUGGACGCGGAGCUGCUGCGCCACCUGGCCCAGGGCACGGCCUUCCUGCAAGUCAGCACCAAAGUCAACCCCCGCGGGGAGAUGCGGGGGAGGGUGCACAUUCCCAACCAGUGCGAGUCGGGGGGCGUCCGGCUGGCCCCUGAAGAGGACGAGCUCCUAGAAGAGCCCAAGCCCAAGGACCCCGAGCAGCUGAAGAAGGACCCCAACUCCUGCUUCUUUGAGGGGCAGCACCGAGCACACGGCUCUCGCUGGGCCCCUGCCUACGACAGGAAGUGCUCCCUCUGCAGCUGCCAGAAGCGCACGGUGAUCUGCGACCCGAUCCUCUGCCAGCCCCUGAACUGCACCCAGCAGGUUCACCUAGAGGACCGGUGCUGCCCGGUCUGUGAAGAGAGGAAGGCAAGCCAGGAAGAGCUGAGAGCGGAGAAGGCCCGGGACAGCAGUGAGGGCUGCUACUUCGACGGCGACAAGACAUGGCGAGGAGCCGGCACCCGCUGGCACCCUGUGGUCCCCCCCUUUGGCCUGAUCAAAUGCGCCAUCUGCACCUGCAAGGGAGCGACGGGUGAAGUGCACUGUGAGAAGGUGCAGUGCCCGCGCCUGACCUGCAGCAACCCCGUCCGAGUCAGCCCGUCCGACUGCUGCAAGCAAUGCCCAGCUCCAGAGAAGAGCCCCCCUGAGCUGUCGGACAUGAUGCAGGCAGACGGGCCCCGGGCCUGCCGGUUUGGGCGCCAGUGGUACAUGAACAACGAGAGCUGGCACCCAACGGUGCCCCCCUUCGGGGAGAUGAAGUGCAUCACCUGCUGGUGUGUGUCUGGGGAGACCCAUUGCCAGCGCCAGGAAUGUUCCCCCGCUUCCUGCUCCAGUCAUGCCAAGAAGGAGACCCGCUGCUGCGCCCGGUGCCAGGACGUUGCCCCAGAAGAAGCCCAGGAGAAGCUCAGAGCUGACGCCCCAGAGGCCUGGAGCCACUAG
Emys orbicularis (European pond turtle) is the source of this 2844-nucleotide messenger RNA. It is a transcript of the gene CHRD, whose product is annotated as chordin. The coding region runs from base 1 to 2844 and encodes 947 amino acids. The transcript has 23 exons. Gene Ontology annotation, molecular function: BMP binding. Lineage: Eukaryota; Metazoa; Chordata; Testudines; Emydidae. The record is from RefSeq and is a predicted model, not a curated record. Gene Ontology annotation, biological process: negative regulation of BMP signaling pathway; dorsal/ventral pattern formation; multicellular organism development.